Molecule: messenger RNA, 3678 nt
Organism: Aspergillus aculeatus ATCC 16872
Lineage: Eukaryota; Fungi; Ascomycota; Eurotiomycetes; Eurotiales; Aspergillaceae
Product: putative copper resistance-associated P-type ATPase
Exons: 2
Coding region: 1-3678 (1225 amino acids)
Biological process (GO): monoatomic cation transport; copper ion homeostasis
Cellular component (GO): membrane
Molecular function (GO): ATP binding; P-type divalent copper transporter activity; copper ion binding
Source: RefSeq, a predicted model, not a curated record
AUGUCGCAGCCCACCACGAGGAACGGAGCCAUCGCUCUGACCGGACUCAGCGCCCGGUCACUGAAAAGCACAUUCCUCGUUAGCAACAUCCACUGCGCCUCCUGCGUCGCCUACAUCGAUGAAGUCCUUUCUGGCAUUGCGGGCGUGAUCAAGGUCGAUGUGUCCGUCCUCACGCACGAAGUCCGCGUCAUGCACACCGCAGGCGUGGAGCCGCCCGAUCUGGCCAAAGCGCUGAUUGACGCCUCUUUCGACGUGCAUCAUGCUACAAGCUACGAACCGAAGGGCUCCGUCGUCGCGGACUUUGACACGACCGCGUGGCUAUCCCGCGACUCGAUCUUUGCCGGGGCCAGUCAACAGCCACCCGGUGGUGCGCAUGCUGCAACCUUGGCCCCGGGCAAUCGACACAUCGAGAACUGCGAUGCCUGCCGGCAGGAGGAGCUCGAGAGGCUUGCCGCUGAGGCCGAUCUGUCGAAUGGUAAUCUGCGCGACCAGUCCAGCGCGGAUUCUAGCACCGACCCGUCGAACGACAAGGUCGCCGGGCGCGUGUCCCAGCGGCCAGUGCCUGGGAGUUGUACAGAGAGGGUGGCGUCGCAGUCACCCUCUCCGGCGAAUGGCGCUUCACAGUCACCAGAAGAGAAAUUCAAUGCGCGCGUGAGCAUUGGCGGCAUGAGCUGUGCUUCGUGUGCAAACAGCAUCACCGACGAAGUCAAGCAGCUCGACUUUGUUCAGGAUAUCACCGUCAACCUACUCACGAACAGUGCGGCUAUCGUCUUUGGUGGCCCGCGAGCAAAUGCCGAGAAGAUUGUGGAGCAGAUCGAGGAUAUCGGGUUUGAAGCGUCGCUCGAUGAGGUCCAGAGCCUGACUGUUCCUCCGAAACGCAAGGGGCCUACGUCGACUUACAUCGCAGAGAUUGCCAUCAGCGGCAUGACGUGUGGAUCUUGCUCGGGCGCGGUCGCUCGCGGGCUCGAAGAACUGCCUUUCGUGGUAGAAGUUUCCAUCAACCUCCUCACCCACAGCGGAAGAGUCGAAUUCCAGGACCGUACCAAUAUUGACGCUAUCGUGGAGAAGAUCGAAGACUUAGGGUACGAUGCUUCGAUCAACAGUGUUUCUCCCAAGGGCUCAUCUCAGGAGAGCGAGAUCGUUGAAGAAAGAACGGUUUCUGUUCAUGUGGAUGGCAUGUUCUGUCGCCAUUGCCCGGAGAAGAUCUUCAAAUCCGUCGAAGACCUGCCAAAUGUCAAGGUGCAGGGUGCGCUCUCCGUCAAUAACCCCAUUCUCACCGUAACAUACACGCCCAAACCCCCCUCCCUCACCAUAAGAACGAUACUGCAAACCAUUGGGAAAUCGCACGAGUCAUUCACAGCCACCGUAUACCAUCCGCCGAGUGUGGAGGAUCGGUCUCGAGCGAUGCAACGGCACGAAAGACGGCGCCUCCUUACUCGGUUCAUCUUUGUUUUGGCAGUGGCUAUCCCCACUUUCUUACUCGGGAUCGUAUUCAUGACUUUGGUGUCGUCGAACAAUCCCACUCGCAAGUACCUCGAAGAGCCAAUGUGGGCGGGCGAUGCGUCGCGCCUCGAGUGGGCACUUUUCAUCAUGACAACACCUGUGAUGUUCUAUGGGGCGGACAUUUUCCACGUGCGAGCGAUGAAAGAGAUCUACUCGCUUUGGCGGCCGGGCAGUCGUGUACCGACCCUGCGGAGGUUCUAUCGCUUUGGUAGUAUGAAUCUUCUGAUCUCCGCUGGAACCACGGUGGCGUAUGUCUCCUCCCUGGCUGUGCUGAUCAUGGAUGCCUCGAUGGGGUCUUCAUCCAACACUCAUAGCUCCACCUACUUCGAUACGGUGGUCUUCUUGACUAUGUUCAUCCUUGCUGGGCGCUUCAUGGAGGCAUACAGCAAGGCCAAGACGGGUGACGCAGUUGCAUCGCUGGGAAAGCUGCGACCAAGUGAGGCCUUGCUCAAGGCCUCCGAAAGUGUUGAGGGAGGCGCAGACACAGGAGCCGACCCCAAAGACGGCGGUUACCAGCGGAUCAGUGUCGACAUGCUGGAAAUCGGUGAUGUGGUCAGCAUCCCCCACGGAACCUCGCCCCCAGCCGACGGAGUGGUAGUCGGAACCGGCUCCUAUCAGUUCGACGAAAGUUCAUUGACCGGCGAAUCGAAACCCGUGCACAAGUCAGCGGGCGACCCUGUGUAUACUGGCUCUGUCAAUAUGGGACAGCCCGUCGAUGUCAAGGUCACUGCACUUGGAAGUUCUUCCAUGUUGGAUCAAAUCAUCUCGGUAGUGCGAGAAGGCCAGAGCAGACGAGCACCGCUCGAGCGGGUGGCAGACCUCCUGACCUCUCACUUUGUCCCGACUAUCACCCUCAUCGCCAUCCUGACCUUCGUCAUAUGGCUCUCCCUGGGACUAUCUGGAACGCUUCCCGAGGAUUACCUCGACGUCAGCCGCGGCGGUUGGACGUUCUGGAGCCUGGAGUUCGCGAUCGCGGUUUUUGUCGUCGCCUGUCCCUGCGGCCUCGCCCUCGCCGCGCCCACCGCGCUCUUCGUUGGCGGCGGCCUGGCUGCUCGCCAGGGGAUUUUGGUGAAGGGCGGCGGCGAAGCCUUCCAAGAAGCGAGUCGUCUCGACGCCAUCGUGUUCGACAAGACCGGGACCCUCACCGAAGGAGGCAGCCUGCAGGUCUCCGAUCAUGAAGAGCUCAUCACCGACCCAGACCUGAUAUCCAUUGCCUGGACCGUCACCCGCAAGCUCGAAGAGAGCAGCAACCACCCCAUCGCCCGGGCCAUCUCGAACUUCUGCCGCGAGAAGAAGCCAUCCACCCAAGUCUGCCGCGUCGACGAGAUCGAGGAACUCUCCGGCCAAGGCAUGAAGGGCACCUUCACCCUCACCACCACCACAAACACCAUCCACCGCCAUCCUCCUCCUCCGGCCCCUCACCACUCAUCCCACCCCCAACAACCCUUCACACCAACCCUCCUCCUCGCCACAACCGACACAAUCCGCCCCUCCGCCGCCCGGAUCAUCCGCGCCCUCCACCGCCGCAAAAUCUCCGUCUACAUGUGCACGGGCGACAACCGCACCACCGCCCUCGCCGUCGCCUCCCAACUCGGCAUCCCGGACACCAACGUCCAAGCCAACGUCACCCCCGCCGGCAAAUCCUCCUUCAUCCGCUCCGUCCAGAACACCGCGUCCGCAACAGACCUCGAAUCCCAAUCCACCCCCACCAGCCGCAGAAAAAUUGUCGCCUUCGUCGGCGACGGCAUCAACGACUCCCCCGCCCUGACCGCCGCGGACGUCAGCAUCGCCCUGGCCACGGGCUCCGACGUCGCCAUCAACUCCGCCAGCUUUAUCCUGCUGCACGCGGACCUCGACGCUAUCCUGCAGCUGGUGCGCCUGAGCCGGCGCGUCUUCCGCCGCGUGAAGUGGAAUUUCGCCUGGGCGUUGGUGUAUAACUGCUGUCUGGUGCCGGUGGCGGCGGGGGUGUUUUAUCCGAUCGUGAGUGGGCAUAAGGCGGCCGCGAAUGGUCACGGGAGUGUGGCGACGCAUUGGCGGCUGAGUCCCGUGUGGGCGUCGUUGGCGAUGGCGUUGAGUAGCAUCUCGGUGGUGUGUAGUAGUUUGGCGUUGGCGGGGGAGUGGAGGUGGAGGGGAAGGAGGGAUAGGCAGAGAGGUCUGGGGUUAGAAAGGGAUUGA